GCCGACAACUCCCAAAUCGUCGAGGUGCGUCGCAAGUGCCGCCGCCACCGCCCAUUUCAGAACCACGGCGCUUCCAUCGUGGUCCCUUCCUUCUUACGCUCCCAUGGAAUCGUCUGCGACCGCUGAGCUGGGGGCCUUCGCAUUCUUCAAGAAACUCGUUCACUACCUGUCGCUCGUGAUCUCGUUCUGCCUGGUUCUGCUGGCCGUACUUGGCUUUCAACAGCUCAGCCAGUCGCGCGUGAGCAGCUUUGAGCAAGUCGAGUCGACGACUAGCGAUGGGUGCCUCUUGUUUCUCGGUGUCACGUUUGGCGCCCUGCUCUUUCUUGGCGAGUACAAGUGGGAGCUGUUUUUCUACUUCUUCGGAUUCUUGCGCUACCGCUUCGGCCGCUCGAUUCUCUACGCUGUGUCUGGCAUCAUGACAAUCCUCAUGGGGCGCACUCGGUCGUCGUGCACUGGAUGCACCACGUACAGCCUUCUCAUCGCCGAAGGCGUCGGACUGCUCGUAAUUGCCGUGUUCCAACUCGUGUCCAUCGUGGUCUUUGGCAACAACACAGCCCCACAACCACCACAAGCGCCCGCGAGAACCGAGAAGCGAACGGACAGCGGGUCAAAGGCUGCUUUGGUGCCCCUCUCCCAGCGCGAGAUCAACCUCAAGUCGGUUGCGAUAUCCCAAACAUCCGCGGCACCAGCCCCACCCCCGACUUCACCUUUUGAAACCAAACUGCAGGCAAAGCCCCCAUCACCGACUUCGCCCAAGAACCCGAACAUGCCAUCGUGGAUGCAAGCCUAGCAAAGUUGAGCCAGCAAAUUCGUUCAAAUAUGUAUAUACAUGACACAUUCGUCGA
Messenger RNA from Aphanomyces invadans, 845 nucleotides. RefSeq lists its product as hypothetical. The coding region runs from base 104 to 790 and encodes 228 amino acids. The transcript is spliced from 3 exons. The record is from RefSeq and is a predicted model, not a curated record. NCBI's taxonomy places the organism in Eukaryota, Oomycota, Saprolegniomycetes, Saprolegniales, Verrucalvaceae.